AUGCCUGUAAAUCCUCAGAAGCAGCUUCGGAGGCUCCCACACGUUUUUAGCCAAGUUCUCGAGCUUCCUCUCGGAUCAUACGCCGAUGUUUCAAUCGAAGAUAAAUCCGAUUGUUACAGGUUUACAGCGAACAUUGAUGACAACGCCUUUUCCGGUAAGGUAAAGGCUCAUGCCGUGAAGAUUCACCCGGAGGUGACGAAAGUUGUUGUCAGGGGAGGAAAUGGAUUUGGAGAGGUGGAGUUGUUGUUGGAUAAAUUAGAGGUUGAUGGGUGGAGAUUUCGGCUUCCGGCGAUUACACGGCCGGAGUUGGCGACGGCGGUUGUUGUAGGACCUGAGCUUAUUGUUAUAGUGCCGAAGGGAAGCCGGAGCAGCCGACGGCAACCUUCAAGAUCAUGGUGGUAG
Messenger RNA from Lactuca virosa, 402 nucleotides. The record is from the annotation of a GenBank genome assembly. NCBI's taxonomy places the organism in Eukaryota, Viridiplantae, Streptophyta, Magnoliopsida, Asterales, Asteraceae.